UACUCUGUCGCUUUUUAGAUUUAACCGAAAAGCCUAUGCGGGUUCCACUGUGACAACUUACCCCAUACUGGGUUUAUUGUGAUAAAACGUGAAGCUUUGAAGCUGUUUUUAACAACCAGACAUGGUCACCCCUAUAUACCCUGUUAGAAUCAAGGAUUAUCCAACUCUAAAGGGACAUGGACAUACCUCAGCGCUCUUCAUCGCCUCAUAUAACAAUAAAGCAUUGCCCUGGAAUGAUGAAGAGAAAUGAUACAAUAUUGACCAGAGAGGCCCCCAAUCAUUCUGCAUCACGGAGGUUGUGCGUAAUACCCUGCCUUGGUGUAGCCCCAUCCACAGACACUGGGGGGGCUGAAUCAGAGGAAGGGGUGUGCCGUUAUAAGAGGGGAGAGAAAGGGAGCAGGCAAGCAGUUGAACAAACCAAGAAGCUGAAGACUGGACAUAACUGCCACACCUCAAGACCGAAAGUGAGAGAGAGACUGAGAGCAACCCUUUAUCACAGACGGCAGAUAUCCUAUUGGCUACUCUGACUAAGUUCCUGCUUCAUUUGUUUGUUCCGGUGUGUGUUCCGUGAAGAAGUCAUGAAGACCCCAUUUUGGACCCUGCUGCUCUUAUGCUUGUGCUCCUCGGGUCACAGCGACUGCCAAGGGGACUGUUUAACCUGUGGACUCAUCCUACCUGAACACCAAGCAUUUAACACAUUGGUAUGUAUCCUGGAAUGUGAAGCACAGGCAUCUCCUGCAUUGACCUGGGAUUUGUGUUACCAGGCAGCAGGUCUGAACCAGCUUCCACUACCAUUACAGGAGGAGAAAACAUCAAAGCGCUCUGAGGAUGAAGCGGAGCCUCUGGCCACAGUGAGCAUAGAAAAUGACAAUGGUGUUGCGUAUACUGAAGCUUUGGAGAGGUUUAGACAUGCCGUGCAAGCACUCCACAGCCAGCAGCCUUUAGAGGAGGAGAAACUGGAAAUUUCAUAUGACCCUGACCUUGACCCGAGGACAGAGGAGGACCAGGAUGGUAUAGGAGAAGAGAAGAGCGAUGAAGCAGCCGUAAGCAUAUCCAAGCGAUUUGGAGGCUUUAUGAAAGGUCGUCAUGGUUUCCGGAAGUUGGUGAGCUCCGGAAGGCCUUUGCAGAAACGCUACGGUGGCUUCAUAGGGAUAAGGAAAUCUGCCCGCAAGUGGAACAACCAGAAGCGCGUGAGUCAGCUACUGAGGCAGUACCUGAGCUUGACAGGUCGCUCGGGGCGUUCAGGCAACCUCUCCACCAGAAUCCGAAGACAGAAUGAAGUUUAGCUGGCCUUAGAGCGCAGGCCCUGGUCUUUUCACUUACCUCAGCUCAACUGCUCAUCAGCCAUCAGUAACUGUGAACAUCUAUCAUGCACCACAGCCCAGAACUAGCUAAAUCUGUGUUUAAUCAAAGAAGAGGAAUAUUUUGUAAAGCGUUGGUUUCUAUCAUUGACAUUUCCAUUGACAGUGCUGUUCCUGACAUCAGAAACAUCUCGAUCAAGUCAUUAGGACAAAUGUUGCUGAUGAGAACUGAUUGUUCAUUACAGAAUCAAAACUCCUAGAAUUAACCUUGAAGCAUUGUGAAAAAAAAUAAAAGGCAAAGCAGUGAAACUUGAAUUGAGCACGUGAAUCAGUUACAAAUGAGAGCAGUGGCUUGUAGUGGAGGAUGGGGUUUUCUUGUUCUGUUUGAGAGAAAGCACUUUAUAUUUUAACCUUGCACACUGUGUUGUGCUAAAAUUGGUUGUUUUGCACACGUCCUUGAUGUACAGAACUGUCUUAAAAAUUUAGUGGAGCAAUCAAACGAGUUAUCAAAAUCAAUAGGUGAUUAUAUGUAGCACAAUAUUGAAAGAUGGGCUGUCUGACGUUUUUUGGAUCGCUGCUUCCCCCUAGAGUGUACACUCGAAAUUAUGCUUCGAAUUUUUGUGCAAUGCGACGAAAAAAAAAAAAAAAUCCUGACAAUAUCGCUAAAAAUAUACGACAACUUUAGGCUUUGUAAUCAAAACCUCACCUAAAUGAGCGUGAGUUUGGUAGCGGGAUUACCCAGUUUGUCCUAACAAUAAAAGAUCGGUCUGAAUUUGAAAACAAUUCAUAGUCAUUAUAUUUACAAAUCAGUUUGGUGCAAAAAUGGCGCCUUUAAUUGUGUGGUUCAUCCUGGUGGUAAUGGCCUUUCGGUUUAUCAUGUGUUCUAGCUUUCUGCAUUUGUUUAUGCAUGAACAUACACGACUGAAGUCAUCUUUAGUGCUUGACAGACUCUCCCUCACAUCAUGAGUUUUGAAAACUGACACCCCACAUGUAAAGAAAGAACUAGCAGACAGGCUGUCAGUGUACUUUACAGUAUUCUUCACAUAAAUGUACGGUGUUGUGUGUGUUUGUGAAUAUUUUUCAUUUCAAACACAUUCUGCGAGUAUUUUCGUAAAGUGAGUUUUUUUCUUUAAAUCCUCUCCA
Molecule: messenger RNA, 2444 nt
Organism: Cyprinus carpio (common carp)
Lineage: Eukaryota; Metazoa; Chordata; Actinopteri; Cypriniformes; Cyprinidae
Product: prepronociceptin-like
Exons: 5
Coding region: 579-1286 (235 amino acids)
Biological process (GO): neuropeptide signaling pathway; chemical synaptic transmission; sensory perception
Cellular component (GO): dendrite; axon terminus; plasma membrane
Molecular function (GO): opioid receptor binding
Source: RefSeq, a predicted model, not a curated record